Molecule: messenger RNA, 1579 nt
Organism: Monomorium pharaonis (pharaoh ant)
Lineage: Eukaryota; Metazoa; Arthropoda; Insecta; Hymenoptera; Formicidae
Exons: 4
Coding region: 338-1246 (302 amino acids)
Biological process (GO): double-strand break repair via nonhomologous end joining
Cellular component (GO): nucleus; DNA ligase IV complex
Molecular function (GO): DNA end binding
Source: RefSeq, a predicted model, not a curated record
AUAUCGAAGUGGGAUAUGUGAUGGACGAUGGACAGCGAUAGUCGUCCUAUCGUUUCAUUACUAUAAGUUCUAGACAAUAUCGAUUUAAAUAAUUACAUUUUUUAAAUUUUACAUCUAAAAAAUAAUAUAUAUGUAGGUUUAUAUAUAAAUUAAUAUAUAUUAUAAUAAAAUACACAUUUAAAGACAAUGUAUUAUAAAAAAAUAAUAAUGUAUUAAAGAGGAGUUUAAAGAGGUUAUGUGAUAACCUAUAUCGUGCAAUAUAUAACCAAAAAAUUCAAAUUUUGUAAUAAAAAAUUUAUUAGUUUUUAUUGUUACAAUCGGAAAUUGUAAAAUAAACAUGAUUUCGGAUUACUGUGGGCAGGGCAGAGUUUGGAGAAACCUUAAAAUAAACGAUGAAGAUCACGCGAUUUGUAUUACGAAGGAAAAUGAGUCGUGGAAAGUUUUUUUAACAAAUCUAAUAGAAAUUUGGACAGAGAUUUUAACGGACGAAAUAAUGUUUCACAAAUGUCAGACCAUGAAUCCUCUUUUAAGUUUUGAAGCUUUCGACUGGAAGCAAUUGGUGCUGGAUAUGCUAAAUGAUAUCCCUCAAUAUGUACACAAAAACAUUUUAGAAGUUACUACAUAUCGAAUAGAAUUGCACAAAAAAGAGAAUUUCGGAAAACUGAGGUUUUCAUUGGACCUUCUCAAAGGGACGCCAGAGCAGCUUUGGGAGAGCAUCACUAUGCCUCUCUGUUUGUCGUCAAUGGAACUCAUGCGUCGACAUCAGAUUCUGCUGGAUCUGGUGAAACAGAAGGAUGAAGAGAUCGCGGAGUAUAAAGCAGAAGGCGCGAAGUUGAUUCGGAAAUAUAUCGCUACGAAGCCAUUCAAUGAAGAAUUGUUUCACAUUGAUGAUGCUGGAGCGGCUAUAACUGAUUUUGUAAACACUUUCCAAUCUGUGCUUCAUUUUUACAAUGAAAUAUACUUGCCGAAAUUACAUGUGAAACCGGAAUUAGAAGUAUCUUUGAAUAGUGCAAGUGGUACUAAUGGUCUCAAGAUUGAUGAGAAUGUUCUUCCUGAUUUAAGAACUGAAUCGGUUCAGUCGGAACAGAAGCAAGACGAAUUGACUAAUGACGAGCAAAUGCAUUCAAAAGUUGAAGAAUGUAAAACAAGUCCUUCGUCCAGCAAAACUCAAAUUCUGAGAAUUAGUAACACAUCUCACACGAUACAUAAAGUGAAAAAGAAUAAAAAAACCUUGAAUAUUUUAUAAUGUAGCGAAAUGUUACAUUAUCAAUUAUUAACCAAAUAUUUUCUUAAAUUAUAAUUAUUUUAAAAAAUUAAGUAAGUUUCAAUUUUAGAUUUGUUAUUUGUGCUGUUAUGAUAUGUGUUACAUAUGACUUAUGCUAGUUUUACACGUGUGAUAAUUGUAUAGUUGUGAAAAAUGUUUAUAAGAAAUGUAAAGAAUAUUUAUAUUAUAUUAUAUAGAAAUAAGUUUGAAAUUUAAAGGCUAAAGCAUAUGAGACAUAUAUGAAAAUGAAAUAAGACGUAAAGACAAAAAUUAAUAAUCUACAUAAAAUUCAAUAAAAAAAGAAAAAGAAUACAA